Molecule: messenger RNA, 9130 nt
Organism: Macrosteles quadrilineatus (aster leafhopper)
Lineage: Eukaryota; Metazoa; Arthropoda; Insecta; Hemiptera; Cicadellidae
Product: arf-GAP with Rho-GAP domain, ANK repeat and PH domain-containing protein 3-like
Exons: 14
Coding region: 321-4157 (1278 amino acids)
Biological process (GO): positive regulation of GTPase activity; signal transduction
Molecular function (GO): phosphatidylinositol-3,4,5-trisphosphate binding; GTPase activator activity
Source: RefSeq, a predicted model, not a curated record
UGUCUUCUGCGUAUGUCAAAUUUUAGAAGUGAAUAUUAACAGAGACAUGUUUUUCUAAAAUGCUCAAUAAUUUAAAAAUUAUUUUCUUUUCAUGGAGUGUGGGGACUAGGGGGUCAUCAGUGUUAGGUAGACGUUAAGCAAGAGACAAGACUAGAAAAUAUUUAAAUAAAUAAUGUCUUUGUGUCUUGUGAUUAUGACAGCUUCACACGAUAAUACCUAAAAAAUACGAAAUCCUAGAUUUCAGUUUUCAAAACUACGAUUUAAGGCUUAAAGUAAAUGUUUCAAGCUUAAUCGCCCUUUUGUGAUAGCCUAAGGGUAAAAUGGAUGAGCUUGGUACAAAACCUACACCUCUGCCAAGAACUAGUCCGGUUUGUCACCCGGAAGCAAACACCAGUGGUAAUCAACAGCUGAAAAAGCCUGUUCCUUUACCUAGGUCAUCGGCUGUAAAGAUGACAUCCCACCCAUCAUCAGCUCUUAACCAAGAGGACAAGGGAAGUUCAGAGAGCACACCCAGCUCGUUUGAAGAUGUCAUCACUAAAGGUUACAACACUUUAACCAAGAGCUUAAGAAAUAAGUUAAAAUCUGCCAGCGAAAACGUACAAGGUAAAGGAAAGGCUGUAAUAGAAACCACAAAAAAUGUUGGCUUAAAAACUGAGAGGUCGGUUAGGGGUAUUUUGCAUAAACGUCAGUCGGCUGUACCGGUUGUAAAUGCCAAAGAAGAAGUAGACGGUGUAAAACCAAGAUUAGAUAGAUGCCAGUCUUUACCGACAGAAGAUAUUUUUGGCUCGAUAAAAUUUGGAUCUCCUAUUCAGGGAGAUAAAUAUGAUAACGCUUAUGAUUCAGAUGAUGAAAUUAGUUUACCACCACCUGAAUACCCUCCCCCACCGCUACCCGAUGAGUCAUUAUAUGAUGAACUUUCUACUAGGUCGAGUCACUCAGGAAGCCAAGGUGAUUAUUAUACUUGCCCAAGUUUAAUUAGCUCCAUGCAAGACAUAGACAGUGCCAGCACAUAUGAAGACUUACCUGACUUGAAACACCUAAGUUUAUGUGGAGGUGGAAGCGAUUCAAACUCGUCACAAAGCUGUGAAAACGUUACCAAGGGGCCAGGUGUCAGUGAGAGUGAUUUUGGACAAAUUCUUGGGAUCAACCCUCUUGUUAUGCGUGAUCAUGACAGAGUUGCAGUAUCUAGGUCAGAAUCUUGGAGUUUUUAUGACACAGUUCACAUCCCCAAACCAAAGACUGAACAAUAUGUUAAUGUCCAGCCAACGUCAGAACAGUAUGUCAACGUAACUAUUCGGGAAAAUGAAGACGCGGAGAAAAAAUUUCAAAUAAAGUCUUCUGACACUGAACACAAAACAACCGCCUUGAAACCUCUACAACCAUUAAAGUUUAAUAAUAAAUCAGAUUCAAAAGCUGUAAGGCAGCAAUCUACAGUAUCAAGUACUGGAAGUGAAGGAAGCUCGAUGUCUGUGCCAAAUGAGCUGUACACAAAUUGGCAUCCUUUGAUGUCAUCUAAGUUCAAAGAAAAUAUUAAUCUGGCAACCAACCAAGUUAAAAACAAAUUUUCUGCUAAGACGCUAUUUUCAGAAUUUGAUCCACUUUAUGAGAGAUUAAAUGCUGAAACUAAACUGGAUUCUAAAGUAGAAACCGAAAGUCUCCCAGUUUUGAACACUGAUGAGUUCAUGAGGCUGGAAGACACGUUUGAGACUGCUUCUCUUCCAAUACCUCCCACCAGAUACGAUUCAAUAACUGACGAGUCAAAAGAAACUCCUGAAAUACCAAACGAUGUGGAAUAUUUUCUGUAUCAGAGACCUAUCACCAGUGUUGCGGUUAGUGAUGAAACAUUAAAUGGUGAAAGCAAAGAGAAUCAAGCUCCCGAUGAAAGUGCGACAGCUGAAAAUACUCCUUGUGGUUCACCAGACAGAGAAUUGUGUGCGGGAAAGAAACGAUCAUCGAACAUAGUGCGGAACAUGAAACAAGUGUUCAAAAAAGUAACCGAUACUUCACAGUGGUCUCCUGGCGUGAUAAGGAAAUCAAAACUUAAAGAAGGUGAAGAUCUUGGUACGGUCACCACAGACCAAAGUUCCUCUGAAGAUAACCUAGAAAGACCAGUAAUUAACUUGGCCUCAGGCCCUCUGCACAGUGGUUUCCUCUUCAGAUCUCCUUCAGGAGGAGAGAAGCAAAAAGACUUUGUUCAGAAGUGGUGUCAGUUGGCCGAAGGUCGAUUGAUGUUUUCUGCUGAACGUAACAGUUCAAACAAAGAUGUUAUCAUGGUUGAACUCAUCUAUAGUCUGCAGAUUGUCAGAGAGACCAAGCUAAGCAAUGAUGGAGAGGACAUUUACUGUAUGGAGAUCAGUUGCUCUCAGCGAGACAAGCCCCACCUCUUGGGGUCUCCGGGAACUACUGAACGUAGAAUCUGGAUGCAGAAACUCUUAGAGAGUCUGACUCUCGUGUUCCCUCCAAGACUAACAGCUGACUACACUAGGGCUGGCUGGUGCUAUUUUAAGGAAGGAAUCAGUGGAGGUUGGGUAGCUGCUUGGAUUCUUCUUCACAAGCGAACUCUGUUUUUCAACCCAAGCAAAAGGAAAGUGUGCGAGAUAGACCUGCGAAAGGCAAGAUGUGUUGUUCUCCAGGAUCUUGCCGGUGUAGAAGGUUGUUCACGAGUGGCCGUCAAAGGACCCCAAAUACGAGUGGACGGGCCCAACUGUGCUUACUACCUGCAGAUGAACGAGCCGCAUGAGUCGCGAGCGUGGUGCCGUGUUAUUCACGAAGCUGCGGUGGACAAUGGUCCGACAUUGCGCGACCAACAACUCACCAAGGACGAUCUGCCAACCAUCAUCGACAAGUGUAUAAACUUCGUAUCUGCGCAUGGCAGUAUGACUGAAGGAAUAUACCGGCGGAGUGGUAGUAACACCAAUGUCGCCAAGCUACUCACAGCGUUCCAAAAAGACGCAUGGGCCGUUCAAAUCACCAGAAAUGACUACACAGAACAUGACGUAGCCAGUGUGCUGAAACGCUUCUUUAGAGACCUUCCCGAGCCCUUACUCACCACAGAACUGCACAAAGUGUUGUGUAACGCUGGUGGACUAGAGUGCAGUGAGGAGGAGAAGGUCUCACUGUACCGUAGUCAGCUGGAGAAGCUUCCUCCAGUGAACUAUGUAACCGUCCGUCGUCUGAUGGGUCACCUCUACCACAUCAGUCUGCAGUGUGAACGCAAUUUGAUGCCUGUAGAGAACCUCGCAGCUAUCUGGGGACCGACACUCAUGCACGUAGAGGUACCACAGCAUCAUACUGGUCUGGAAGGAGGGUGGUCGCGGGCUGAGUCACAGGUCAUAUGUGAUCUGAUCGCUCUCUACCCCCAGCUGUUCCAUGUAUGCGGAGCCGAGCUGGCCAGAGAGGCCAAGAUACAAGAGGUUCUGGAGCGCUACCAUCAUAGCAGUCAGACGACUCCUCAGACUACAAGACCCUCGGGUGAUAUCAAAGUGUGGGUGUACAUCGGUAAACGAGAGGGAGAUUGUGUCAGCGUUACGGUAUCGCCACAGCGGGAGGCGCUGGACGUAUGCAUGGAGUUGUGUACACACAUGAAUGUGUAUGGACAUGAGUUGUGUCUCCUGGAGUCAGUGUUGGGAGGAGCGUUGUAUCGGCCGCUGCACCACACGGAGCGAGUGCUGGACACUGUGCUGCGUUGGGGCUACUGGGACGACGCAGACUGCAAGGACAACUGUCUCAUACUGGUCAUCAACACCUUGCUGCAGAAUCUACAACCUAUUGCUAAACCUCCUGUUGCACAAUGUGGUGAACUUAGAUUUGCUGAUUUAAAAUCCAAAAGCUUCAAAUGCCAUUUGUUUGAGUUCAGUCAAGCAAAACUGUGCUACUACAAGGACAAAGCGGGUUCUAUAAAACUAGGAGAAUGGAAGAUAGAAGACAUUGUUUGGUACAUCGGCCACGAACCAAAAAGAAACCCUCACACCAGGUGGGCCAUAACAUUCAUCAACAAGAAUAACAGAAAUAAAAGGUCUAAGGAAAAUCCGUUCUUUGGAUACACGAUAGCCGGAACAGCCAAGGACGAGCAGUUGAGGUGGAUGGCGGCCAUGUUGGUGGGCGAGUUCCCACACGUUGAUUUGUUACCCAAGUCUCAGCUAAACCUGCUCGAGUAGAGUCUCAAAUGACAUCGGUUGCAUAGUAAAAACAAUUAAGAUUAGGUACAUGACAGCAGACAAAACUUUGUGAUUAUCCUAAGUCAACUUCGUGAAAUGGAAUGGUAGCGGAAUAGUUGUUACGAUAGAAAUUUGAGCUUAUAGAAACAUUAUCAAACUUGACCAUUUACCAAGAACUUGUAUGAGUGAGGUUGGUCCAACAGAUUAAUUAAUAUCAGUGGCAGGGAUUGCUGGAAUUUUGUUUUUAUCAAACACAUGCUUGGAUACUAAACUGUUGAUGGUAAAAUUUGGAGCGUUAUCCCAGUGUUGAUUACCUUGAUUUAAAGUUCCAAGUGAAUUACUAAGGCAAUAUAUGUAACACAAGUAGUAUAAAAAUUGGAAAAUAACGACAUUUAGUUAUUAAAACAUCGUGAGACAUUGGCAAAAAUAAUUGAUUUCUUGUGUUACAGGUUAACAGAAAAUAAUAAUUUGUCCUAUUUAUGGUUAACUGCAAUCAUUGAUUCAUUAUAGGAACUAACAAUGAUGGGUUUAUGCCUGAAACCGUAGAGCUAAUGAAUUAAUGAUUGUACAGUAGAGUGUCGAUUAUCUGAAAAAAUUUGGACAGAUGGGUGUUGGGAUAGUUGAUUUUUCAGAUAGUCAGACAUCAAAGUUAAAUGGCCAUAUUUCUAUGUUAAGCGUUAGAAUUCCUCUUGGCAUAAAGUGUAUAAUUUAAGCUACUAACAAAAUUUUUGAUAAUUUUUAAGCUUUAAUUAUUUGUAAUGCUACCGCAAUUGUCAGCACAGAUAGUGAUAUCGCUGAAAUCUUCAGCAUAUCUCACCAUAUGUCAUUAGUUUGUUACAUAGAGCAAUAAAGCAUAACACACUCAGCAUUGCAUAUAAGCUGACCAUUGAGCAUCAUAGUAUACUGCAUAGGCUUCUGUACUCACUAUUUAGCAAAGACGCAAACUUUGUAAUAAUUGUAUUGUAAUAGAUACUCCUCUUCUUUUUAAAGUUGGUGAUUGUCGAGUUCCAACACCAAACUCAUGAGCUAAGCUUGAACCACUCGCACCGUUUUUGAUCUAAUGCAGUUUGUCAGAUAAGUUUGUCAGAUAUAUUAAGUACUUGAUACAACGAUCACUGAUGUCACUGACACAAAGUGAGGUUAGGGCCUAUGUGAUAGCACAAUCACCAUGGCCAACGACUGUGGCGCUUCGCUUGAAGUGUUGCAUCGCGUGCACUCCUGCUGACCGCUCUCAUAAUGUUGGCAGUGAAUCUAAAUUUUCUGUCUUUGGUGGCGAUUUCGGCUAACCGUCGUUUCGGAUGACUAUCAUUCGUAUAAUCGGCACUCUUCUGUAGUUAACAAUAAGCAGUAUAUUCAAUAACAAAAUUCAUUUUUAUUGGCUGCUAUGACUCCACAAUGAAAACUCGUUCGUACAUGGUUCCAAAAGUAGGAACAGUGCAUAGAACAUAUUACACAUUUUUAUUUUUACUAUGUGUUUGUAACCUUUUAUUUACAACUUUUUUUAUGAGUAAGACUUUACACUAAGAGUGAUUUUAGUUUUAAGAUUAUUUAGUGAAUGUUUUAUAUAUACAGUAUAUUAUAGUGUUUUUGUAAGUGAGAAUUCUGAAAUGAUCAAUUGCCAAAAAGAAAUAAAGAUUUAGUGCUAUAUUGAAGUAUAAAAUACUGUUGUUAUGUAUAUAUACUAAUUUAAAAUAAAACUAUUAUGAAGAAAAGUUAAUUAUUGUAGGGUGCUUUUAAGCACAAAACACAAAUAAAAUCAUAAUGUUUCUUGAUAGUAUGUUUGUUACCUUCCACAACUAACUAUUGUAUGUUUAUCAACUUAAUUGUUUAACCACCUCAUUUCAUUUGUAUUUCUAUUAAAUAACUAACUACGGUAAUAAAAGAACACUUGUUCUUUAGAAUAACCGUUAAACAUCAGACAAGCCCAAAAUCUGCAAAAUAUUUCAUUUAUACAGAAUAAAAUUCAGUGAGAUAGGAAUAUGUUAUGAAACCCUAUUCAGGAUAUAAAGUGAUAAGGGCAAUAUUAUAUUAAAUAUUCUUAUUCACAAGAAUUUGUAUAAAUAUUUACAAGAAUUGAAUUUUGUUUAGAAUAUCUCUAGUCCUAAAAAUUUCUACAGACCUUGUACAUUAAAUGUUAUAUUUCUACCAUAUACUACUUUUCUUUUUUUUUUUACCAAAAAUGCAUUAUCAAUUUUACUAAGCAAACUUGCAUUAUACCAACACUGUAAAUUUUAAAGAUAGAGUAAAAGUUAAUCAUAUUUAUUUUUAAUUUGUAAACUCAUUAGUGGACUAUAAUAUUAUUAUUGUUAUUAAAUCUAUUUAAUCUGAAAAACAUUUAACCCUUCACAGACGGGUGACGGAUAUAUCCACCAGGCUGGUGUUUUUGCAGUACCCAAAUGUCUCGGGCUACCACCGCGCUACUUCCCCACACUCUCCAUAACCACUGCGACCUUGAAAGGGACACACCGCCCUCUCCCGCGCUCCCCCCACCCCCACAAUGAUGCGUGCGCAACACCACGUUGACUUUGUUGGCGCUAAAAGCUGCAGUUGUUGUCUAUCUAGCAGCUUGAAAUAGUGAUAUGCAAUUAUUUUUCCUACAGUCACCUGACAAAGUUGGCUUCCUUGUACUGUUUAUAGUACAGAAAGCUGCUAAUUGCUGCAUUUUUAUACUUUGUCGUACAGUUUAUACUUUGGCGCACAUCAGGAUUCCAACGAAACAACACAAAACAGCGUGGUUCUAUUAUGCACGUAAUCUGUGUACGCUUGAAAAUAGGUUGGCAACACCUAAAGAUAAUAAUACUAUGAGCAGCUGAUUGACUAUUAUAACCACGAUUUAACCUGUCAUUUCGUGUUCAUAGUUUCGGGUUUCGGUAUUUCUGAACUUUCUGGACUUUUCUUUUAAACGUUUUAAAACAUUCCUACGAUCUUAAUAAACAAGAAAAUACCUUUAAAGCCUUUUUUUUAGGUGCGGAAACCACUUCAAAUUACAAAAACAUACGGAACUAUAUUCUCAAGUCGCGGAGCACAUUUCUUGCCGAGGAAAAAUAGCGGAGUGAUACGGACCGGGUAGGCUACUACUUUCUCUAGGGCACCUAUUUGUGUUGGCAGCUGAACCUAAAAACGUGUUGUAUAGUGUUUGAAAGACUAAUUAUUUAUAUGCUUUAUAGUGACUGUAGGAAAAAUAUAAUGUGUAUCAUGAGUGCAAAAGGCCUUUGCUGCACUCGAGAUCAUUCCGCAAGAGCCGCAGCAAAGUGCCACUUUGCCCACUAGUUAAACAAAUAACUAUAGAUGGUAUGAGCUGUUCCAUUGCGCUUAUUUGACGUAUACAGGUAUAAAAAAACACAAAUAAUUAAAAUUAAUCUUUUUAUUUGUAUAAUUUUUGCCUGUCCUAGGCCAUUAAAGUCGCCUGUCCGGGAAGGGUUAAAAGUAUUCAUUGGUUCUUGGAUUUGUGUUUUACUCAAUAAUCUUGUAGACAUCGGUGUAAAAUUAUUGCAAUUUGAAUUUAGUUCUAACAUUGUUUAUAACUGAAGACAUUGUUUUUGACUGACUAGACUAGAUUAUUUUUCAGUUUUGCAUAUUAGUCAAAAUGGCAUUUUAUUAUUCUCAAGGUUUAUAUUGGGCCUUAAAAUAAUGUAUUGAUCCAUUCCCUUCCUCUUUUUGUAACAAAAAGUUUAUCAAUAACUAUAUUUGUACUUAAAUGUGAUGCAAAUCACAAAACAAAUUGAAAACUUGUUUACUUUCCAACAGAAGGCAUUUUCAUAGUUUUAAAUUAGCCUUACAGUCCUUUAAUUAAUUAAAUCUUUGAACCCACACCCUUAUCAAUAGUAAAGAUAUAACUAAUCCUCAUAGAUAUAGUGUUUUUCAUGUUUACCACAAUUAUAACUACGGUAUUGUGGUAAUAGUUAUUAAGUAUCAGAUAACCCUUAUGUACACUAAAAAUUUAGUAGUCAUAAUUAUGACGAUGCAUUUUGUUACCUAAAGUUUUUAUCAAUUUGAAAACUACAAUUGUUUCUUGCCCAAAUGAAGGCCAUAUUUUUGCCAGUAUUUUGUUUUAAAACCCUCCAAAGUCUUUCAGUUAUGAUUGAUAAUAAAUAUAUCUGCAGAAAAUUUUUAUACCACAAAAUCCCUUAUCUUACCCCAGAGUAGUUACCAUUAGUUAUUGUUUGUAAUUUAGCUAUUAAUUCAUAGUAAAAUGUAUAACUCAAGUUUGUUAUUUUCUAAAAAGUAAAAGACUCAAAAUUCUUAAUUUUUAGAACAUUCACAUUAUGAUAUGUAUAUUUUAGUAUAGCAAUCUUCUUUAAAAAUGUUCCCAAAAAUCUACAUACUCCAAUGAUUAUGUUGUAAAUAUUGUGAUGAUUCAAGUGUUUUCACUUUUGUAGUGUAGACUGUAGACUAAUAUUUUAAUGGUUUUUAUCCUUUUAUAUUUAUAUAAAAUUAUAAGAAAUGUGAUGAUGACAUACAAAUUUGAAGUUAUCAAUCGUAAAAGUGUGAAAAAAUAGGUAUUUUUUAACAUUUUAAGAAACGCCUUUAGUCAAGCAUGGAGGAUAUUGUUAUUAACAAGUGUUUGUAUAAAAUAAGGCUGAAUAAUAUUUUGUAAAGAAUAACAAACCUAAUACUAAUUUUGGAAAUUUUAAUUAGAUCUGUGAUGCCAAUAAAAUGUGUUUAAGGCCCUAGAGCUAACUGUACCUAAAUGGGUGAUAAGUUUAUUUAAGUCAGAAUGUAUUAUUGCAAUAUCAUUGACUAAUGGAUAGUCAAAGAUAUAAUGUCUUUUUUUAUUAUUUACCAAAACAUUGUGUUUUUGUUUUCAACAACAAUGCAAAUUGCAACCAAAUUUUAAAAUUAAUUUUUAAGUAUCUCAAUUUGUAGAGCAAAUAUAAAAACCUGCACAGGUUGGCAUUUGGAAUAAAAUUUAAUUGCAUUUUAUAUCUUAGAAAAUGUAUGUCUUUUAUAAAGGUACUAUACAAAUAUAACCA